AACGCUAUCGCGACUUGCGGCGAGUUAAGUUUAAUUAUUUUUAAAAAAUGUUGUUACGCGCUAGUGGGACAUAAUGUCGGUGUUGCUGGAAAACGUUACCAACUGUAUGUUUUUAGCGUUCGAGGCCCUGCAGCAAGAGAAAAUCGGGCUCGUCAAUAAGUCCAAAUUGAAGGUUCUGACCGCAAACAUUGGCACUCUACUAGAUCUUUACGGUGUUGAAAGAGGUCUAGAACAUUUCCGAAGUACCACUUCGCUUCACUUCGAUCAGUUUAAAUACUACCUUCAAAAGGAAGUAUUUUCCUCGCUACCCAACAAACUGCACUUAACAGAACUGAGAGAUUUCGAAAGUCAAAUAUCGGAGGUUUGUUGGCUAGUUUGCCGAAAGAAGUAUCUAAACCGAGAAAAUCACGUUUUUACCUGUGAAGUAAUAUUCCAGAUCUAUCGGAUAUUUUGCGUUUUAGGAGAACUUGUUCCUGACCAACAAAAUGAGAAUACUUACCAGCUAUUACUCCAUCCAAGCGAAGUGUGCAAUAUUGCACAAACACUGGCAGGAUCCUUAGGUUGCACUUUUGACGAAGAAGAUUUUACUCACCUGAGCCUUUCUAUGGGCAAUUUCAGACUUACUCCCUUUAUCGCCGUGCUUGAGUCAAGAUGUCUGACAGGAGUAAACGACCAGGUUGCUAUAAGCGAGGCUGUUACGGACAUUUAUCAGAGAGUGGUCGAGGACGUCCUCAAGAAGGGUUUUUUGACCAAGAGAGGGUAUAUUUUCCCGACAAUGAGGGAGUAUUGGUUCGUCCUAAGGCCCUCCGAGCUAACCUAUUACAAAACCAGAUCUGAAAAAGAUAAAUGCGGUGCUAUGGCUAUUGAAAAGGAUAGUCGAGUAGAGCCGGCCACAGGGUAUAAGAUCACCUUACAUACCCCUGAAAGAACGUUUGAGUUAGGUGCUUCUGAUCAUAUGACAAGGCUUCAGUGGAUAUCAGCCCUUCAAUUAGCUGCCGAUCACUCCGGAAGCAACCAGAGUUUUCAAAGACUUCAAGCUGCGAAGCGACGCCUUCAACGACAAGGUCGCGUACAAGAAAUGCUUAGAGCUAGAGUACAACUCCAGAAGGAAAGAACUGCGAGACAAGUGGCGGAAGGACAGGCCAAGGAACUCGAAGCCGUUGUUAAAGAAGAAUCGAAAAAACUGACUGAGCUGGAAGAAAUUAAGAGCAAAUUAGAGAAACUUCUGGAAGAGGAAACUCAAGCAAAGAGGGACGAAGAAAUAGUUCGAUCAUUGCAAGCAAGAGUUCUAGCUGAAGAGUGGGAGAAAAGGGAAGAGUUGGAAAGACUUCAGCAGGAACAAAAGGUACUUCUAGAAGAGGAAAGGGGCAAACGGAAGGAAUACGAAGAAAAACAAAGAGAAAAGGAGGAUCAAUUAAGGAAUGCGGAAAGGAGGUUAGCUCAGUUAGAAAAGGAACGACAAGCGUUGGAUAAAGAACUUAAACAAGCCAGGGAAAAAAUCAUUUAUUCCGAAGGCAGAAAGGAUCUUCUUGAAGCUCGGCUUUACGAAGUGGAUCCUCUUUUGCGAGCUGGUGAUAGAGUUCGAAGGGCGCAUUCUUUUAUGCCUAGCACCAAGGAGAGGCCAGUGUUAUUAGAAGUUCGGGCUGCUACCUUGAGGAGACCAAACAAAAAUUAAUUUCAUAAUUUAUUUUUAAAAAAAGACUGCAAAUGUGCUCAUAUAAUAAAAAAAAACAUUGUCAAUUGUAUAUCAAUCAGUAGGCAAACUAUCCUCAGUAUAUAAAAUUUUCUCUAAAAUUCAUUACACAAAUUUUAUAUUUGUGUAGGAUAAUUAAUUAACAAUUGUAUAUUUUGACACAACUUUAACUUAUAAUUUAUGAAUAUAUGUUAGGGAAAGUCUAUUAAACAAAGUAAAUUAGUCUGUUAUGCAACC
Molecule: messenger RNA, 1930 nt
Organism: Cylas formicarius (sweet potato weevil)
Lineage: Eukaryota; Metazoa; Arthropoda; Insecta; Coleoptera; Brentidae
Product: switch-associated protein 70-like
Exons: 10
Coding region: 74-1675 (533 amino acids)
Cellular component (GO): nucleus; cytoplasm
Source: RefSeq, a predicted model, not a curated record